GCAGUGGCGGACCGGUUCGCACCUUGUGUCCCUUGCUCUGUCCAAAGGGACGUCCUCGAUGGUGUGACUGCGGGAGGGCGACACUUGUUCCGUUGUCCCUGAGGCCGGGAGAGGAGCGUGACCAGCCGGAGUGAUGGGGGGCUACUCGAAUGUGAAAGAAUGGGUUGCAGCAAUUUCGCUGACAAUUGGAGCAGCUGCUGUUGGUUACCUCGCCUACAGAUCUUUAUAUUCCAGAGACAAGUGCCGUAAAUCAUUGGUUAAUCUCGACAUCCAGAAGGAUACCCCUAAAGUUGUGCAUGCAUUUGAUGUUGAAGACCUAGGGGAUAAAGCAGUGUAUUGUAGAUGCUGGCGGUCUAAACAGUUCCCAAUGUGUGAUGGUUCUCACACCAAACACAAUGAAGAAACUGGAGACAAUGUAGGGCCACUGAUAAUCAAAAAAAGAGAAGUCUGAUCUAAGGAUAUUUUAAUUAAGAAACUGUCAGAACAUGUUCUGUAUCAAUGUACAGAUAAUUGCACACCAUGCAAGGUGUAAAAUGAAAUAGAUGUAAGCUAUGUAGUUCAGACCUUAAUUUUUUAUCAAGGUCCAUUCUAUGUGACUGUGAAAACACUAAUCUUGGCCUUUAUCAUUUAAGAUGUUCUCACAAAAUGUCUGUGAUUGGUGGUAUUUUCUUGUGUGUGUGAAGUAAAAUAUUGUAGUAGUACAAUGAAAAUAAUUUUUCUAAAUUGUAGACAUUAUUAUUUUGAUCAUUUUACAAAGUCAGAUCAAUAAAGGAUUGAGUUUGAAA
This is a messenger RNA of Chiloscyllium plagiosum (whitespotted bambooshark), 785 nucleotides long. It is a transcript of the gene cisd1, whose product is annotated as CDGSH iron sulfur domain 1. Lineage: Eukaryota; Metazoa; Chordata; Chondrichthyes; Orectolobiformes; Hemiscylliidae. Gene Ontology annotation, molecular function: 2 iron, 2 sulfur cluster binding. The record is from RefSeq and is a predicted model, not a curated record. Gene Ontology annotation, cellular component: intracellular membrane-bounded organelle; mitochondrial outer membrane. Gene Ontology annotation, biological process: regulation of autophagy.